AUGUGGGAGUCACUUAAGACUCCACCCAAUACAGCAGCAGAAGCAGCAGCAGCAGCCACCACUCUAACUGGAUCGGGAGCGUCGCACAGCUUCCGUACCCACGCUAACGGUCCUGCCGAACCUGCUGCAGAUCCCAGGCUGACAGCAGCAGUAGCAUCAGCAGCAGCUGCAGCAGCCUUGGGAUUGUCGGCAGUGCACUCAGUAGAAGCACCAGAGGGGGACAGCAGCAGCGCUGGCGUGGGUUCAGGGCGAGAGGGAUCCGCAGGUGGCGCAAGGCCGGCAGUGGACUGGGGUGGUGCAGGAAGGGGAGAGGGAGGUGAGGGGGCGGCAGUGGGGAGCAAGCACACGGCGCGCUGGCGAGUGUUCACAGACCGAGGCAGGGAGCUCUUCUCACAGGGUCGGCUACGGGAUGCAGAGCGGUACCUGCAGAGGGCUAUAGAGGAGGCGAAGGCGGGCUUUGGAAGAAGCAGAGAAAUACCUCUUUCCACCCCUCUCCAUCUCUCUGCACCCCCAGGGUCGUCUACGGGAUGCAGAGAGGUACCUGCAGAGGGCUAUAGAGGAGGCAACGGCGGGCUUUGGAAGAAGCAGAGCAGUACCUCUUUCCACCCCUCUCCAUCUCUCUGCACCCCCAGGGUCGGCUACGGGCGGGAUGCAGAGCGGUACCUGCAGAGGGCUGUAGAGGAGGGUCGAUUACAAGAUGCAGAGCGGUACCUGCAGAGGGCUAUAGAGGAGGCGAAGGCGGGAUUUGGGCCGUCUGAUCCGCACGUGGCGUCCUCCUGCAAUAACCUGGCAGAGCUGUACCGAGUAAUGGGGGAGUGGGAGGCAGCAGAGCGUCUGUUCCAAGAGGCUGCAGAGCGGCUGCGAGCGGUGGAAAUGCCUCUGCCGCUAGCAGCCACCCUGCACAACCUGGGAGGGUUGUACCUGCAGCAGGCUCAGCUGGGACAGGGUCAACUGGUGCAUUCUCAACUCGGGAAGGCUGAACUGGGGCAGGCUCAGCUGGAGAAAGCUCGUGUGUGCUAUGAGGAGGCUCUCAAGCUAAAGGCCAAGGAGCUGGGCGAGUCCCACCCAGACUACGCCAACACCAUGUUCCACCUCGCAGAGGGCAGUGCGGGCAGUCGAGGAACAACAGCAAUGGCUCGGCGUAUGAUGCUGCUGGCACAGAUGCUUGUGCAGUCAGCAUCAGCACCAGCAGCCACCCUCCCCGCAACUGCGGCUAUCAAUGGACAGCGGCAGGGGCAGCAGGGGCAACAGCAGCAAGGGGACGGUGGCAGCAGUAGAGGUGGAGACGCGGAGUUGCUGAGGGAGGCUGAGAGGUUGCAGAGACGAGCCAUCCAUGCGGUUGAGAUGGGUGAGGGCACAGAGGCACCAGCUCUGGCAGGCAUGCUUGCAUCGCUGGCUGCUACUCUUGAGAAGCAAGGCCGACUAGAGGAGGCACGGGAAGCGUUGCUCAGGUCCCUCCACCUGAGGCGGUCUGCACUUGGCGCGGACCAUUUCCUUGUGAGUGGGCUAGGAGAGGGUGAGAGAGGGAAUUGA
This is a messenger RNA of Closterium sp. NIES-65, 1533 nucleotides long. The record is from the annotation of a GenBank genome assembly. Lineage: Eukaryota; Viridiplantae; Streptophyta; Zygnematophyceae; Desmidiales; Closteriaceae.